GAUGAUUCAUGACUGCUUGGCUGGCCAAGAGAGAGGAAGUUCCACUUGGUUUAAGUUUACCUUCGAUGCAAUGACUCCAUGACGACCAACUCUCGCUGACUCGUACGCACAGAUUGGCUCACGUGUUCACUCAGGACUCCAUCUGUCACCAAAGCAUUGGAUAUUUUAACCCGUAGACUGCUGGAACUGGGUGGUCCCUACACAAAGCCUAUUGGAAUUACAGGAUUCAGUGGGAGAUAUGUUGACGCAGCCAUCUGCUUGUUAAUGAGACGAUCGUAGCUGCAUAGAUGGAGAUUUAAUGGCCCAUAUCUCUCUGGAGUGACCAAAGGAAGUUCAAUUCAACAACCAUUCCAUUCUAAGUACUAUUCCCCAGACCAAAGUUCAACUAUCAUCCGUUACCAUGACGAUCUUGUACAGCUGUAUCGCCAGAGGGACCACCAUCUUGGUGGAACUCUCAAAGAGCUAUGAACACAACUUUCAACAAGUGGUUGGGUCCAUGAUGCAGAAUCUAGCAUCCCAUGAUAACUUCAAGUCUGUCUAUACGUCACAAGACUAUCUUUUCCAUGUAGUCAUCAAGGACCGAAUCACCUACAUGUGUGCCACUACGGUGGACUUCCGCAGACAGACGGCCUAUUCUUUUAUCAUGGAGAUCAUGAGUAAGGUAGCCAACUGCAGUCUUGCCCAGCGGGUACACCACGCAGGAGAGAUGGAGCUGGAGAGGGAUUUCAGUUCGGUCCUCGGCCAGGAAAUGGACCACUUUUCCAAUUUAAAAGGCGGUGGAAACGACAAGGUAGCCGUCUUGCAAAAUCAAGUUGAUGAAGUGAAGGACAUCAUGACAGUGAAUAUUGACAAGGUCUUGAGUCGAGGAGAGAAACUAGAUGAUCUACUCUCUAAAACUGAAGAUCUGGAAGCAAGCGCGAAGACAUUUCAGAAGACGGCACGUAAAGUGAACGACAAGAUGUGGUGGCAGAACAUCAGAAUGAAGAUUCUUCUGACAGUCAUCAUCUUCAUCGUCGUCAUUGCCAUACUCCUGAUUGGUCUUCAUCUUGGUGGGGUCAUCUAAAAGCCUUGACAUUUUACCAGGGCAGUGUUUCAUGAAGAAUUGUGUCAGUGAUUUUCUUUGGCAAAUUUGCUCUGAGCCAAUCGGAUGCCAGGAUUUCAGUAGCUUAUAACAAUUUGCCAGUGUAAAUUUGUCUCAUGAAAUGCUUCCCAGGAAUCUCUUCAAGGACUUUGCAAUCAAAGUUGAUCCUCAUAGUGACAAUCCCAGAAAUAAGUAAAUGAUUUUGGUCAAUCUUUAUUCUGGAUUUAUUUGACAUGCAUGCCCCAGAGCAGCUGUUGGCAUCAUCAUUGCGAUAGUUGUGACCAGUCUCUAUCUGAGUCAUCUAUAGGCUUGAGGAUCUACCAGGGUUCUCUUUUCCUAGGACUUUUGUGACAGGAAGUAGAUCCUCAUAGGGACAAAGCAAGAAAUAUAGUUUCCAGACUGUAAACCAAAAGGCUCGGGGUUCAACGCCCACUGCAGCAGCAACAUCCACUGGGAAGGCAGUUAUCUACAUUUGCCAUUCUCCACCCAGGUGUGUAGUGUAUGAGUACCCAAUAAGAAUGCUCAAGCACCUUGUCAGUGUAGCCAUGCUAAAGCAUGGGAAGUACUAGCAGUGUGCCGCUCUUAGAAUCAUUGUAUUAAGCACAAUAUACAUUUUGAAUAUUAUCAUUAUUUGGUCAACCGUUAUUUUUUAUUUAUUGGACAUGCACGCCCAAGAACAAUUGACUUGCGAACAAAGGACAGCUAUUAAACUAAUGACUUUUCCUCUCAAACAUUCCUUUAAAGACUGCCUUGUGGGGAGUUGGACACAGUUGAGGUGUCUUAAAACCCAUCUGUGGACUCCAUAACCUUGGGCAAAGUGGAUUUAUCUGACCAAUAUAUCUUGUGUCAUUCGUGUGUUAGAUUAUACGUGCACACUCAUUGUGAUGUCACUCAUUCGCAUUGCUUCUGCUAUGUUGGUCGACAACAAUGUUCUCAACACCAUAAAUUUUCCAUGUGAUUACAAACCUCAUUUAAUCGCUAUGGUUCUCCAGUGAUAUUACCUGUAGUUCUAGAAUAUGGAAUUCAAAUGCAGGCAUGUUCAAACAAUUUUCUAGAGCAACAAUGACUAACCAAAAAACAAUGCUACUGUGGAGAGUGUUCAAGCAAUUUUUUAUUUGCCGAAAUGAAUUUGGUAUCAAAUGGGGAUAUUUCAGAUUCAGGUUUUUUUUUUAGGAAGAAUGUCUCACAAUUCACAAGAUUUUGCAGGGAGGUGAAUUCAGCCACAAGAGGAUCUGGAUUAAUCUUGCUCAUUAUCAUAGGGACAUGCAGACUGAAUAGCAGAUAGAAUGUAGUGUUGAAUAAUGAUGUGCAUGAGGUGGAGUGACUAUGAAAUCACACAUUUUUUUGUUGUUGCUUUGGAUGAUUUAAUGGAGAAUGAAAGUUUGCAUAUUUACAUUAAUAUUGAAUAGAGAACAUUAUUACCUACAAUUUGAUGUAUAGGGCAGGUCUGUAGGCCCCCAAAUAAAAAAGUUAUUUACCUUUUAAAAUGCUAUCAUCAUCUGCUACGAGAGGCGUAUAUUCGGUCUUUAGCAGGCUGCCAUUUUGUCUUGGAUUCCAGCGACCCCCAGCAAAGAUAUGACAAAAUCACGCUAUUCUCGUGAAAUGCUCAACCUGGUAUCCUGUACGUAAUUACCUAUGCCGCGAUUAAUAGGCAUAUGAACUUUGGCUAGCAUUCAAGAUCAUGCCGUACUGCCAGGCUUGUGGGUGUAUGAACAAACCAAGACAGAAACAAGGAACUUUUUCAUAAGUGGAUUGCGGCGAUAAAAGUUGAAAAUUCUUCAAAUCAUCGUACAAAUAUAGCUGGCAUCAUAUGAUGUGUAGUGACCAUUUCCAGCCUGAUGAAAUAGAAGGAGGACAUGCAGAAUAUUCUAAAGUAACAAAUCUAGAGAGCAUACCGAUGGUAUAUGAAAUAUGAUGAUGAAAAUUAAUCGCUGAGGUGAACAAUCUGAAAGUAAAACGCUUGAAUUGAUCCAGACAAUACGCGAGAGAAUGAAACAACAAAAUAAUAGCGGCAGUAGACUAGCAAGACAUGCAAUCCGCAGCUCACUAUGCGAUAGCGUGAUGAUCAAUUUGAUGAAGUGAAAAUUCUGAUGUUAUUUAUGCUCUUAAACAAUUAAAAUGUAAAAUUUAAUUAUUUGAAGAAAAAAAAUUAAAUAAGUAUAGGCUAAAUUUUUUUAGCUCAGUUGGAAAAUACGACUGAAAAUAUUUUCAAGUGUUGAGUUUUGUGUAGAGCUGUAAAUAAUGAAAGUAGGCCACAGUAUAGCCAAUCACACACGUAGAGUGCAAAAACGUCACACUCCCCUGGAAAUCCAAACAAAAUGGCAGCAUGCAGCUUCACAUAAGAUCGUAGCACUUGAUUUCAAGUAAGAUUUUCUCAAAUAUGUAAAAUAAGACAUAUUGUGUGUUUUGUCAAGCUAAAAGAUAUAAAUGUCAGCUUUUAGAAUCCCCAAACAUGUACAUGUAUUUUAACCUUUAUUCUCCUUUAAAUGAAUCAUAAUAUGUGUAGUGUGGAUACAGACAUGUAUAGGCUUUUCUAUGUGCACUUUUCUCUAUGGAGGCGUGAUAGCUCAGUCAGUAGAGAAGGGUUUUCGCAUUCCGUUGACCUGGGUUCGAUUCCCACUUGGUGCGCUAGUGCCCUUUGGUAAGGCAUUGAUCCUCAAUAUCAGGUCUCUCGGAGAGGCCCUUACGCCUUCAGUCCCCUGGUUGCUUGCUUACAAGCAUUCAUGCUUUCUUAGCAGUCAGGUAAAUAUACCACCAUUUACCAGUAUUCCACAUAGAUUGAUGGAAAAGAGACUUACAGGUAAACAAAGGGGAAGAAAUAUGAAUAUAUCGUAGUGUCUGUGCAAGAAAGCACUUCGCAAAACACUUUUGUGCACAGCAUCAGUGCAGAAUCAUUCUCAUAUGUGCUGCUAAGCGUGAGAGUAUGGUGUUAGGGCUGUUCUUGCACACAAUAUUAACUUUAAAAAGGUUAUUUCAUACAGGAUUUUACAUAAUUAUAUUAUUUUACUCAGAAUUGAUUGUUGAUGAUAUGUAGAUGUACCUCUUGCCUUGCAGUGAAUAAGCUGUAUUCUAAAUUAAAACCAUUGACUGGAAUCCUAUGUCAUGAUCCUUGGAAAAAAAAGAACACCUACGGAAUUUUAAGAAUUCGGUAGGUUAACAGGUUGAGUAUAGGUAAUUGUAAACAAAAUUCUAUUGUCAAAAAUUUCCCUAUGACAAUCAAUGAUUUCUUCAAAGAAAAUUUUGAAUUAUUGGUAUGAUUUGCAAUAUGUAUAUAUAAAUGUUAUGUUCACCAUAGAAUAUAUUUUCUUCUGUUUAAUCUAUACUAUAUUCAGUGUGUUUAUAUUUAUUACUCUUUAUGUUGCUUAUUGUAUGUAUGGUAUAUUUUGUUACACCAUCAGCAGUAAAUCACAAAACAAUUUCUGUUCAGCUUUUGUAGGAAUUAGUAAUUUAAUUAUGAUUCAUUUGUGUUUUCAUCUUUUCAGGUGAUACCUACAUAUAGAUGUACCAGAAUAUACUUUGUAUGCAAAUGUUGAAUCAUAUAUUUCACACAGAGAACCAAAUUGUUCGUCUUUCCCCCUUUUUUCAUAAUGCUCAGAAUGUUUUUUUGAAAACCCUGCACUCUUUUGUUUGCUGCGUCUCGUUAGGUUGAAUGUUCAUUUAAAUGUUUUUGUAAUAUGUAUGAUCUUUCUCUUUUUAUAAAAGAUUGGAGUCUAAUUGUGAUUCUCUGAAUUUCAUUCACCAUUCCAUUUGUUCUUUUUCAUUUUUAUCAGCAUUGUUCCAAAUGCCUUGCUGAUAUUUAAGAGUACUUAAGCAGUGAUGUCACCAAAAAAAAAAGAAUAUUUUUUAGCAUUUCAUGUUUUUCAUUUCAUGUGUCCGUGGAGCAUGAUGGAAAAACAACCAGAGCGCAGAUUUGGUGGGACCUGAUCCUUGAGAGGGGGGCGGUGAGAUAUGUCCACAAGAAUACCUGUUUAGCCCGCUUGGAAUCAGUGUAUUACAAUAGACUGGGUUCAUAACUAGAACUAAUUAGGUAUUCAUGUGGCCAUAUCUUUGAUCUAUACAAACUAAUCCAUGUCAAAUUUAGUUGAGGAUGGUUUACAUCAUGUGCUAUGCCUAUGGUCAUGGUUAUGAAAGUGGCUGAAAUGCAAAAACCAAACUUGACAGCUUCAUCACAAUUUUAGUACUCUAUUAUAAAGAGAGGCUAAUUUCCAAGCACAAUUAUGUAGAUGAAGACGGUGCUUUGUGUAAAAGAUCUAUGCCAUUUUAGUUAAUAUUAUUAACUCCUUUGGAUUUAUUUUGAUGUCUAUGGUGUGACUGCUGUUUGGUCUAUACUACAAUUGGUCCAAUGCCCACUUAGUCUAAUUUUCAUUAAGUCUAACGCCAAUAUUGUCUCAUUUGCACUUUUAUCUACUAAGUUAUUUUGUACUUUGUCAUAUAAAAAGUUGGUUCAUGAUAUGCCUGCAUUGAUAAUUAAACAAAGUAGUUAUUGGGCUGAAUGGCCGAGUUGGUUGGAGAUGAAAUAGGAUUAGACCAUGUGGGAUGAGAAAAAUAAGAGAAAGAAGUUGUAUUCCUCUGUGGCAGUGAAGCAAUAAGCGUACAUGCCCUCAAUUACUUUUUGUUUCUGUUUGAACUGAAAACAGGAUGGUUGCCAAACAUUGUCAGGAAAUAUGGUGGGGAUUUCCUCCAAUUUCAGAGUUCCAUUCAUCAAAAAGUAUCAUUGAUGAGGUAAAUUAAUGUAUUGUUAGCACAACUCCCUUCCUGUAUUUUUGACCUAUAAACAAUUUCAGGAUCUUGACUUCCUGUGCGUGGGUGUAAUAGCUCAAUUGAGGAAAACAUCUGUCUGUCUUGGAAAGAUUUGAACAUUAUUUUUCAAGGCCAGUCAGAAUCUGCCCCAAUGAUGACCUUUACAUGUAUUACUUAUUAUUCAUUGUUUGUGAGUUUUAUAUGAUAAAAUACCUAUUAAGUUUUUGUGGGUAUGCCCCCCUUUUGACAAGGGGGGGGGGGGGGCUCAACUCAAGUUUUGCUAUUUUUUUAUUCCUUUCUGCUUUGAAACUCUUGUUAGAAUAUUUGAUCUGUUAAUGUUUAUUUCAAAGCAUAUCCCCAUCCAAAGAAAAAAAAAUGUGUCAGUCAAGUAAUGUGAAUCUGAUAAUCAUUUUGGUAUGCUGCACUAUAUUGUACCUGUACAUCUCAUGUUAUCUUUUCCUAUUACCCAUUAAUUAAUUUUCAGUAGCUUCAUUACAAAUCUAAGCUUUUCAUCGAUCAGGAAUCUCAGAUUGCAUCUUAUUAGUCUUAUCAUAUCCAUGCUAUAUGCAAAUUAUGGGGGAAACUUUUUUUCAGUCAAUCUAUGUUGAAAAUGCAUAUCAUGAGAGUCAGUUAACUUUAGAAAAACAAAUCAUGUUAGCAUAUCAUUCUAAAAGUUACAAGGUUUGUUUUGAUAAAAGUAGGUAAAUAAAUAUGAAAUGAAAUAGACUAAUUCAUUUUAAUGAUUACUUAAAGUUUUUAUAGAUAUUGAAAUGAAUUGAAAUAGCAAUUUCCCACUAUUUGACAGCAUGGCUUGUGUUCGAUUUUUUAUUUAUUUUUUGUUAUGUUUGUUGAAAUAAUUGUGAAUAUGACCUCUUUUGCCUGAACCACCAUUUUGCAAAAUAAUGCCUUGGAAAUCAGUGUUUUAUGACAACUUUGACUGUAAUAUUUAAUUCAGAUUGCAUAUAUGAGAAAUGCCUUGAUAAUUGUUAAUAUAACUGCCUUGCUACAAUAUAUUCCAUGUUAAAUAAAUUUAUACCAAGUGAUCCAGACCUUGCAUUUGGAAAUUCCAGUUUCUUCACAUAUUAAAGAGUCUGAAAUUUUAGAGUCCAAGAGAGGAGUAGGGAUUGUGUUCUGUUCCCGUAAAAUAUGCUAGUUUUGUGUCAAGACCAACUUGUUAACUAAAGUGUAAAUUAGGGUCUGUGCCUCCAGACUACCAAGACAACCAGUAACAUGUAAGUUGAUGAAAUCAAUUACUUGUAACCAUGAAAUUCCUACCUUUUUAGCAUUUACUAUCAAACCCAUUUUGUCUUCUGUUGCUUUGUUGAGCUACAUGUAUUGCUAUAGGUUUAUCGAUCCAAAUUUGUAUUUUUAACUGUAUAGAAAUGUAUGUUGGUAUUUUUUGUCCAGGCAUGUUUCCCCAUUUUGAACAGUUUUUCAGAUAACUUUAACCAACCUCUGUAUUGAGGAGGAUACAUGUCAUAAUUUUCUGUUGUCUUCAAUUGUUUUUAAUCUCAUUUGGGUAAUUUGAAUCCCCCUUUUUUUUAAUUGAACUUUCCUUUCAUCUACUUAAAAUGAUAUCCCUCUGAUAUGCAGGGAGAUGUUCAUUAACUUCUAUACCGUCAUGUCUUUUAAAUACUAUGUACAUGUAUCUUUAUUACACAUUAUGUUAUUCGUUUAUACCUGUGUGAACUGUAUGUUUUUCAGAGAAUUUUGAAAAUCUAAUUAUUUCAAGGCUUCCAUUAUUUGGAUGGAUUACAAAUAAAAGUGUCUUUAAUGAAGGGAUUAAAAUAGAAGAGAAAAACA
Molecule: messenger RNA, 7624 nt
Organism: Lytechinus pictus (painted urchin)
Lineage: Eukaryota; Metazoa; Echinodermata; Echinoidea; Temnopleuroida; Toxopneustidae
Product: vesicle-associated membrane protein 7-like
Exons: 5
Coding region: 401-1063 (220 amino acids)
Biological process (GO): vesicle fusion; exocytosis
Cellular component (GO): SNARE complex; membrane
Molecular function (GO): SNAP receptor activity; SNARE binding
Source: RefSeq, a predicted model, not a curated record